Molecule: messenger RNA, 615 nt
Organism: Arctia plantaginis
Lineage: Eukaryota; Metazoa; Arthropoda; Insecta; Lepidoptera; Erebidae
Source: the annotation of a GenBank genome assembly
AUGGUAUUCUUUGUGUCUGCUCAUAAACCAAUCUUGUUGAAAAGAGAGGAUAUAUUAUUUUUAUUGGCUUGUUACAGUAAGCGCGUCGAGGACACUACAACGAUGGGUGUGCCGCACAUAACUUCCUUCUGCUGGUGCAUGGGGCUGGAGCUUGGCACCAAGUGUAUUGGAUUCUUGCAUAUGCUGUCGGCAUUGACGCUGAUGAUAGUAUGCUCCGUGUUCGCGGUGAAUGCUGGACAGUUCGUGGGCACCAUAGAAGACAUGGACCGUCUCUACUCCACGUAUUACAAGAUUUCGGCGGGGGUGUCUGUUUUCACCGUCGUGCACUUCUUUUUGGCUUUCACGCUGAUCGCAGCUGUGUUCAAGCGUUGGUCCGGUGGUGUUCUGGCGUGGGUAGUGUUGAUGUCAGUGCUGAUGUCGGCUGCGCUGCUGUGCGUGAUCGUGAUGAGUUUCACGCACGGACUGUCUGGCUCCGGCUCUGAGAUCUUCCUCUCAUUCCUCGAGGGGCUCGUCUUCUUUGGAGUUAUCUCCUACUGCAUACUGUGUGUGUACAGUUACUACCUGAUGCUGAAGAGUGCUGAGGACAUGGAGGGGGCCAGCAAGAGUUACUACUAA